CCCCUCCUUGCGGCUCCCGCGGAGCAGCCGGGCCGCCAGAGGGCGCCACGCCCUCGCAGUGCGGGAGGCUGCCGGUCUGGCGGCUCCGCGGCUGGGGAGAGAGAGACUGGGCAGAGGCUGGGCCGGGCCCGGAACUGCGGAGGCGGCGGCGUGUCAUGGACCGGUUCGUGUGGACAAACGGCCUCUUGGAAAUCAAUGAAACGCUGGUGAUCCAGCAGCGUGGGGUCCGCAUCUACGAUGGCGAGGAGAAGAUAAAAUUUGAUGCUGGAGUCCUUCUCCUCAGUACACACCGACUAAUCUGGAGAGAUCAGAAAAAUCAUGAUUGUUGCAUUGCUAUCCCUCUUUCCCAAAUUGUAUUCAUUGAAGAACAAGCAGCUGGUAUUGGAAAAAGUGCCAAAAUAGUGAUUCAUCUUCACCCAGCUUCUUCCAACAAAGACCCUGGCCCUUUUCAAAGCAGCAAGAGCUCCUAUAUCAAACUUUCUUUCAAAGAACAUGGCCAGAUUGAGUUUUAUAGGCGUUUAUCAGAAGAAAUGACUCAUAGAAGAUGGGAGAAUAUGCCAGUGUCUCAACUAAUGCAGAGAAAAAGUGGACAAGAGCCAGGAAGAAUAAGAGCCGUAGGAAUUGUAGGGAUUGAAAGGAAACUAGAAGAAAAGAGAAAAGAAACUGACAAAAACAUUUCUGAGGCUUUUGAAGAUCUCAGCAAGCUCAUGGUCAAGGCAAAGGAAAUGGUUGAAUUAUCCAAAUCUAUAGCUAAUAAAAUUAAGGAUAAACAAGGUGAUAUCACAGAAGAUGAAACUAUCAGAUUUAAAUCUUACUUGCUGAGCAUGGGUAUAGCUAAUCCAGUUACCAGGGAGACACAUGGCUCAGGCACACAUUACCAUAUGCAGUUGGCAAAACAACUAGCUGGAAUACUUCAGGUGCCUUUAGAGGAACGAGGGGGAAUAAUGUCGCUCACAGAGGUGUACUGUUUAGUGAACCGAGCUCGAGGAAUGGAACUACUCUCGCCAGAGGACUUAGUAAAUGCUUGUAAGAUGUUGGAAGCACUGAAAUUACCUCUCAGACUCCGAAUUUUUGACAGUGGUGUCAUGGUCAUUGAGCUUCAGUCCCACAAUGAGGAGGAAAUGCUUGCUUCAGCAUUAGAGACGGUAUCGGAAAAGGGAUCUCUCACAUCGGAAGAAUUUGCCAAACUUGUAGGAAUGUCUGUUCUUUUAGCCAAAGAAAGGUUGCUUCUUGCUGAAAAGAUGGGCCAUCUUUGCAGAGAUGAUUCAGUGGAAGGCUUGAGGUUUUAUCCAAAUUUGUUCAUGACCCAGAGUUAAAUAUUUUGUAAUUGUAAUAUUCUUUACCCAUACCCUUUCAUCAUGCAUUGGCUGAAUGACAGACAACUAUGAGAUAAACCUUUAUUCAAUUAGGAAUUUUGGUAGAACACUGCAGUACAGGACAGCGUUUCUAAUGUUUUUCCCUACAUAGUAUGUUCUAGGAAAGCUCACUUAGGAUUAAUAUGGAAAUGUACUAAAGAAAAAAGUCAAAGCUGUCAUGAAAACUAAAUCAUGUUAUGUUUAUGUUGACCUUGCUUAGGUCAGUGUGAAAUAAGAGUUUAUAACUGAAUUCUUCAGUUCAACUACUUUGAAAGAAAGGAGUUUAGUUCAUGAGAGUAAAUCUGGGUUAGCCCAGGUAAUAGUUAUAUUGAUAAUAUGACUGAAAUGGAUUGAAUCACAAUAGGAUUCAUGUUCAUGUCAAAUGUUUACCCUUUGGAGAUAUUUGAAAUAUGCCAUAUCUGUAGUGAGAGUGCUGUGACACUAAGGAAACAAUGUGAUACUGGAUAAUGCUGUAUUACACACACCUCCUUUGAGGAGAUUUUAGAAGCAGUCAUAGGCUGUGUCUCUUCCAGAGGCCAGAUCGAAUAUCCUUUUUAGUAUUUUAUUUGGCUUACUUAUAUAGAGACUUGAUACAGUAAUUUCUUUAUUUUUAACUAAGUGGUAAAUUCAUGACUGGCAUUUAAAGAAUGCACCUAUGUCAUUUUAUUUCUAAAAUGCAUUGGAUUUUGAAAUUGAAUUAGAAGUUGUUUAGACAUGUUUAGAGAGAUGAUUCCAAAUUUGGAAGUUAGCCGCCCUAGGGAUUUUUUAGUCUGCUGUAGAAAAUCUUGAAACAGUUAUCAAGAACCUGGAAACUUGAUGACUUUUUUUCUUUGAAAUGGAAAAAGAAAAAAGUCAGAAUACAGAGAUAGACACACACACACACAUCUCCAUGUUUUCCUCCUUUUAAAAGAUUUCAGCAAUGAACAAUUCUGGUGCACCACUAGCAAGUCAUUCUACCAUAUUCCAGCAAUAUUUUUUAUUUCUGUUUGCCCUCAUUUACUUAAUAUGCAAAAAAGCCUGCUCCGUUGUAUUAUUGCUUUGUAAGGAAAAAUAUUACUGAGAGAAAUACAUUGUGCAUUAUUUUAAGACCAAAAACGCAUCGCCACUAAUGAUAAUAGUUAAGAUUCCAGUUUUACAAUUGUACAGUGUAUCAUAUAACAAUAUAUAACUUAAAAUUCAGGACGUAUGCCUAAGGUCAGAAUAGAGCCCCCUGCAAUGCUUAGCCAACAAGAUAGAUUAAGAGACUUUUUCAUCGUAUGUGUACACCAUUUUACAGGAUGAUUAGUACCUAUAAAAGAACCAACCUUCAGUGACUGUAUUUAGCCAACUCAAGUUUAUACUUGAGUCUCUCAAAGGAACUUAUGAGAUAUAUGGGGUCCCUUUGUGUAUCACUGCUAGUAGCCAUUCCAGGACCUUUGUGUGGAGAUCUCAAGGAAUUUCCAACCUCACACUCAGAAAAUACCUCCUACUAGGCCAGCUAGCCAUUCUCUAUACAUAAUUGUCAGUUCCUGGAUAUCAGCUUUAGUUAUUUAAUAUUGGUAGAGUAUCAACAGAAGUGCUGCCUCUAGAGAACCUUGUUUUAGGCUUUGUUUUGCCUCACCUAUUUGUGUCAGUUUACUAAUGGGUAAAUUCUCUGUUCUGCCUCCAUUAUUAAAACCCUUAAGUUUAUACUUUAGGUUUGCUCCCUGUGAUUUUUGGAUCUCCAAAGAUGUGAAGCAUGCUUUUAUACAUGACACUCAGAAAAUCUCAUUUAUCAAGUUUUUUUUUUUUUUUAAUUACUGAUGUGUCAACUUUCUUCUCUCUUACUGAUGAAUUAUUAGCUAUACUAAGCCAGUGGUUCGAGCUUUAAGGGUUUAGGUCAGUCACAUCAAAUUAAUGCAAUUCAACUAUUAUGUUUACCCUCAUGAGACAGCGGCAAAACAUGAAUGAGAUGCCAAUAACUAAUUAUAAAGUGAAGGAAACAAGAAAAAAGAGGGAAAUCACAUAUAGACACUAUUCUGGAGGCAUUAUUAUCUUCUAAAAAUCAAUGUUUAGAUAUGUUAAGAAUUUAUUUUGCAUUAUUUUUAAAUGGACAUUUUCCCACUAUUUCUUGUCCCAACCCUUAUUUUUUAUGACUUUGGACUGUCUUAUGGGGGCAUCAUUCAGGUCUUGUUCUUAGUAGGCUUAUAUUGAAAUAAGAACUAUUGAACUCUGACUCCCAUCCAAAAUGCUGUCUCGGUGCUUUUCUUAUUUGAUAUAUUUAUUAUUUAGUGCUUUCAUGACUUACCUCUUAGGAGCAUUAAGACACAGACCUGUAUCCUUAGCUUUAUUGUAAUGGCACUUCUUGAGCCAUUUAUUGUCAAAACAAAACUUUAUACUUUGUGUAUGUAAAGAUCUUUUCAAGGUUAAAUUAAAUGAUUGAUAUAUAAUAUAUAUUAAUAAAUCAUCACAAUAAAGAGAUUUUUUUUUCCUAA
Messenger RNA from Antechinus flavipes (yellow-footed antechinus), 3808 nucleotides. RefSeq names its product vacuolar protein sorting 36 homolog (gene VPS36). The transcript has 14 exons. Gene Ontology annotation, biological process: protein transport to vacuole involved in ubiquitin-dependent protein catabolic process via the multivesicular body sorting pathway. Bases 156 to 1316 code for a protein of 386 amino acids. Lineage: Eukaryota; Metazoa; Chordata; Mammalia; Dasyuromorphia; Dasyuridae. Gene Ontology annotation, cellular component: late endosome membrane; ESCRT II complex. Gene Ontology annotation, molecular function: phosphatidylinositol-3-phosphate binding; ubiquitin binding. The record is from RefSeq and is a predicted model, not a curated record.